AUAUAGUGAAUGCAGGGACCGGGGAGACCGGAUCUAGUGAAUGCAGGGCCCGGGGAGAGCGGAUAUAGUGAAUGCAGGGUCCGGGGAGACCGGAUAUAGUGAAUGUAGGGUCCGGGGAGAGCGGAUAUAGUGAAUGCAGGGUCCGGGGAGACCGGAUAUAGUGAAUGCAGGGUCCGGGGAGACCGGAUAUAGUGAAUGCGGGGUCCGGGGAGAGCGGAGUAUAGUGAAUGCGGGGUCCGGGGAGACCGGAUAUAGUGAAUGCAGGGGUCUGGGGAGAGCGGAUAUAGUGAAUGCAGGGUCCGGGGAGAGCGGAUAUAGUGAAUGUAGGGUCCGGGGAGACGGGAUAUAGUGAAUGCAGGGUCCAGGGAGAGCGGAUAUAGUGAAUGCGGGGUCCGGGAGAG
This is a messenger RNA of Staurois parvus, 401 nucleotides long. Lineage: Eukaryota; Metazoa; Chordata; Amphibia; Anura; Ranidae. The record is from the annotation of a GenBank genome assembly.